Molecule: messenger RNA, 9183 nt
Organism: Limulus polyphemus (Atlantic horseshoe crab)
Lineage: Eukaryota; Metazoa; Arthropoda; Merostomata; Xiphosura; Limulidae
Product: protein enhancer of sevenless 2B-like
Exons: 6
Coding region: 167-802 (211 amino acids)
Molecular function (GO): protein binding
Source: RefSeq, a predicted model, not a curated record
ACCUCUUCAAAAGGAGAGACAGAAGGGUUUAUCUGUAUACCUGUACACGCCCAUCGCUUAUUUCAACGGCAGAUAUAUUUUUAUCGUCGAUAGACGGCAGUGUAAAAGUGUCUUUAGAAGAAACAAUAAGAUAUUUGAAGUGACUGAAAACACACGUUUGGAGAGUAUGGAGGCUAUUUCAAAACAUGAUUUCACAGCAACAGCAGAUGAUGAACUUAGCUUCUGUAAAGGGCAAGUUCUAAAGGUUUUGAAUGUUGAAAAUGACAUGAACUGGUAUCGAGCAGAACUUGAUGGAGCUGAAGGACUUAUACCGAGUAAUUACAUCGAAAUGAAGAAGCAUGACUGGUAUUAUGGCAGGAUUACAAGAGUAGAUGCAGAGAAACUACUUCUAAAUAAACAUGAAGGAGCGUUCCUUGUUCGAGUUAGUGAGAGUUCUCCAGGAGACUUCUCACUUUCUGUCAAGUGUGGUGAUGGUGUUCAACACUUCAAAGUUUUGCGUGAUUCUCAAGGCAAGUUCUUUUUGUGGGUGGUCAAGUUUAACUCUCUAAACGAACUGGUAGAGUACCAUCGAUCUGCAUCUGUAAGUCGUGUCCACGACAUCAAAUUGAAGGACAUGCAUCCUGAAGAGUUUUUGGUGCAGGCUCUAUAUGACUUCCAAGCCCAGGAAUCAGGUGAACUAGAAUUUAGACGGGGUGACAUUAUCACAGUUAUUGAACAUUCAGAUUGCAACUGGUGGGAGGGGGAGAUUGGGUCCAAGAGAGGGUUUUUCCCUGCAACCUAUGUUGUUCCUUAUCACACAUAGUAGUACAUUGGAUGUGAAAUUGAAGGAACUCCAAAGUAAGCUGUAACAACUUAAGAAAAUUCUGUUUUCACUGCUGAAAUGGAUUAAUAUUAACUGUUUGGAUAUAUGACAUAUAUAACCCUUCCUUAUUCAAUUUACAUGUUUUUGAAUUUACUUAGUUGUUAUAACUUAAAUGCUUCUUUUUUUUUCUUUGAAGCAAUUUUUUUUUUUUUCUGAAAACUGUUUUUAUUUAAAAUAUUUUGUGUGUGCACCAUUUUGGAAGUUUUUCUCUGUGAGAGAUGUUGGUAUAUUAAAAAUAACAAAGUAUCAGCUGUGAAUGAGCAUUACAGUUACUCAGUAAACUGCUGAAUGACAGUGUUUCUAUCAACAAACCAGAAAAGCUUACUGUUCAAGUUAUUAUGGUUUACAAAAGUAUUCUAGUAAUGCUUAUUUAUUCAUUGAUAUAAAAGAAAGAUAAAAGUAUCAUGCUGUAAAGAAUAUUAUAGAUUAUCUCUGAGUUGAUAUUGAUAAAACGUUUUUUGUGUGUCUUUAUAUUCUGAUUUUCUUAAGAUUUCACUAAAACUCGAUAUAUUUUACAUAAAAGUGUACCUAUUUCAAAGGUAUAUAAAGUAUCAAUGGCUUUAUGUAACUUUAAAAAUUAUUGUUAGUGUAAUAUCAAAACCUACAAAUUAUGUAUAUCAACUUUAAAGAUCUAGUUAUUGAAACUUAGGUAUGUUUAUAGUUGAUUGGCUAAGAAAUCUUGAAGAUUCAGGAAUUCACUUAGUGUGAUGGUGAGGAUGAACUUUUGAAAGAUAGUGUAUGUGAUCAUACCUCAUUUUUUUACUUUUUUAUACCAGAAAUAUUUCUGAUCUUAAGAUUUUUUCUUGUUUACAAGUAUACUGCCAUCUCCUAACGCGAAAAGAUUUUUUACACACUUUUUUUCUUCUGAAUGUGAAAAAUUUUGAAAUAUUUUUACAUUUUAUAGUGAUUUAGUGAAAAUACAGAAAUCCUCUAUGAUGCUUUUGUAAGAUACUGAUGUUUCCAAGCACAAUAACAUGAAACAUGUAACUUGAAAUUAUCAUUCAACUUAACUUUUAGAAAGUUUCUACUUAAUGAUUCUUAAAGAAUAGCUUGUUGUACACCACAAGUGUCUAACAAAUGAAAUAAAGUUACUGAAAAUCACAGUGUUACUUUAGAUACCAACUUAGUUAACUUUCAACAUUACAGACAACAUUUAGAAACAAGCUGUGAAUGUAGGCAGUACCAUUGCUUCUUAUUGAGAGUUGUUAUGAACGUAACAGUUAGAAGCUAGAUUAUUUACCAACCUGCAAAUGUAGGCAGUACCGUCGCCAUAUCUCUCUGAGAGUUGUAUGAACAUAACAGUUAUGAGCUGGAUUAUUUACCAACCUGUGGAUGUAGGCAGUACCAUUGCUGCAUAUCACUGAGAGUUGUUUGAACGUAACAGUUAUGAGCUAGAUUAUUUACCAACCUGUGACUGUAGGCAGUACUGUCGCUGCAUCUCACUGAGAGUUGUUAUGAACGUAAUAGUUAUGAGCUAGAUUAUUUACCAACCUGUGAAUGUAGGCAGUACCAUUGCUGCAUAUCACUGAGAGUUGUUAUGAACGUAACAGUUAUGAGCUGGAUUAUUUACCAACUUGUGAAUGUAGGCAGUACCAUUGCUGCAUAUCACUGAGAGUUGUUAUGAACAUAACAGUUAUGAGCUGGAUUAUUUACCAACUUGUGAAUGUAGGCAGUACCGUCGCUGCAUAUCACUGAGAGUUGUUAUGAACGUAACAGUUAUGAGCUGGAUUAUUUACCAACCUGUGAAUGUAGGCAGUACCAUCACUGCAUCUCACUGAGAGUUCUUAUGAAUGUAACAGUUAUGAGCUAGAUUAUUUACCAACCUGUGAAUGCAGGCAGUACCAUCACUGCAUCUCACAGAGUUCUUAUGAACGUAACAGUUAUGAGCCGGAUUAUUUACCAACUUGUGAAUGUAGGCAGUACCAUUGCUGCAUCUCACUGAGUUGUUAUGAACAUAACAGUUAUGAGCUGGAUUAUUUACCAAUCUGUGAAUGUAGGCAGUACCAUUGCUGCAUCUCACUGAGUUGUUGUGAACGUAACAGUUAUGAGCUGGAUUAUUUACCUACUUGUGAAUGUAGUCCGUACCAUUGCUUUUUAUUGAGAGUUGUUAUGAACGUAACAGUUAGAAGCUAGAUUAUUUACCAGUCUGCGAAUGUAGGCAGUACCGUCGCUGCAUCUCACUGAGAGUUGUUAUGAAUAUAACAGCUAUAAGCUGGAUUAUUUACCAACCUGUGAAUGUAGGCAGUACCACUGCUUCUUAUUGAGAGUUGUUAUGUACUUAACAGUUGGACUAUGUACCAGUGUAGGUAAUAAGUACCAUCACUUAUUGUUGAGAACUGUUAUAAAUCAGAUCUCCUCAGGCAGCUUGGUUAUUGCACCUGAAGUAGCCCCUAGUGGCUCAGUGGGAACUCUAAAGGCUUUUAAUGCUAGAAACCAAGUUUUGAUACCCGUGGGUGGCACAGCACAGUUAGCCCAUUGUGUAGUUUACACUUAACUACAAUUAAAUGAAUAUAGCACCCACAGUCAUAGUUCUGUUACUAGUUGAAACUCUCACUAAAUAUAUUAAAAGCUUGAAACUUUUAUAUUGCAUAAUCUAACAUAGUUUGAAACUUUCAGAGUUUGAUGAAACAUCACAGUUUUAUACUACAGUGAUGUUUAAUACUUUGUUAUAAGUUGCAAGAAAAAUUUAAAUCCUGUUACAGUCAGCUGAGAAUGUAUUUUAUUACACUGCCUUGCCUAGAAGGUUCAAUAUACUUCCAAAUGUAGCAUUAUACCCUUAGAGUCUGGUGGCAUAGGUUAAUUACCGAAAGAAAGUGGAACAUUUUAAAACAUAUUUUAAGUUUCACUAUUUACAAUUUAAAUUAUAUCCUUAACAAAAAGGCAGUAAUAAGUGAUAAAAUUAAAAUAUCAUAUUACCUAGUUCUCUCCUGUUUUAUUGUACUACACAUUUAUAUAAUGCUAAAACAUUGAAAGUUAAACACAUAAAAUUGACUGGUUCUCUGAACCAGUAUUAUAUAAAAUAAAUUGUAUUAUUGUUAUCAUUAAGCAUUAUAACACUAUGAAACUUGUGAUAAAAAUAUCUGCUGUUUUACUGACAUUUAUAGCACUGUCUUACCAUCUCACAGUGUUGUAGUUUAUCCUGUUACAAGCAAUCUUGUGAUGUGGCAUUACACAUUGUUUAUUUCUUCAAACUUCAUAAACAAAAGUGUAUAUGUGCUUUUACAGCCAUUGUCAUGGUUAAGGCUACAUAGCUUGACAUCCAGUCAACACAUCCAUAGUAAACGUACUUAGUGCUUUUACGGCCAUUGUCAUGGUUAUGGCUACUAAUCAUAGCUUUACAUCCAGUCAACGCAUUCAUAAUACAAGUACUUGGUGCUUUUACAGUCAUUAUCAUGGUUAUGGUUACUAACCAUAGCUUGACAUCCAGUCAACACAUCUAUUGAAGACGUACUUAGUACUUUUACAGUCAUUAUCAUGGUUAUGGCUAUUAACCAUAACUUGACAUCCAGUCAACACAUCCAUUGAAGACAUACUUAGUACUUUUACAGCCGUUGUCAUGGUUAUGGCUACUAACCAUAGCUUGACAUCCAGUCAACACAUCCAUUGAAGACAUACUUAGUACUUUUACAGCCGUUGUCAUGGUUAUGGCUCCUGACCAUAGCUUGACAUCUAGUCAACACAUCCAUUGAAGACAUACUUAGUACUUUUACAGCCGUUGUCAUGGUUAUGGCUCCUGACCAUAGCUUGACAUCUAGUCAACACAUCCAUUGAAGACAUACUUAGUACUUUUACAACUAUUAAGUACAGUAUAUUUAUUGUAAUAUGAAUUGAUGAUAUCUUAGAUUCAUUUUUGUUUGGUUUAAAAAUAAUGAUUCAGCCAAUACGUUGAAGUUUUAUUUUUUUAGUAAACACCAAACUUCAUACUUUUUGUUACAAAGGUAGUUCAAGCUAAAUGCUGAAUAUAAUAAUAUUGUUCUAAAUAAUUAGUAGGUUACUGAAUCCAAUGUAAAAAAAUCAGUGACUGAACAUCAACACUAUCACAGUUGCUUUGAGAGGCUAGAUUUGUCAUAUGUACAUCAUAUUUGCUGGUAUUCUAUUGGAUAGCAGAGAGUUUAUGUACAAAUUACAAACAAAACCAAUAUUCGUUAAUCAACUUGAAUUAUCAAAUACAUUUCAAUCAUUAGUAUGAUGUUUGUCAAAUACAUAAAAGUGCAUUGUCUUGUACUUGAAAAUAUUGCACUAGCAAUCGAAACAUUUUAUCUAAAUUUAAAUUAGUUUAAUAAUAGAUAUUUAUUUCCCACUACAAUUUGUUGUCCAAAGUGAAUAAUGAUGAUUCUUAUUUGAUUACGAGUUACAGCUUUUACAAUAUGGAAGAAUAUGUUUAAAGCAGUUACGAUGUUUCGAUCACUUAACUAUGUGAUCAUUCUCAAGUACACAAGUUUUAACGGUAAAGAAUGUUUUAGUAUUUAAACCAACAUUUAACAGUCUAACAAUGUAUUUAAAUUCUAGAAUUCAUAGUAUACAUAUCAAUCAGCAUGAAUUGACAGAUUAUUUAUUUGUGGCCGAACAAAAAAAACCUGAAGUGAAUGAGUAAGUAAACUCAAAAUGAAACUGUUAAUACUGAUUAACUAAUAAUACUGUUUAAGGAACUAUAAGAAGCUGUCAUUUUUGUGGGUUGUUUUUCCAUAACUCAUCCAUGUGGGAAGGUUUUCAAUUAAUUUUAUAUUUUUAGUCAGCAUAGACUGGCUUUGCCUAGCUAUUUUUAAUGCUAAUGAUUUCUAGCUACAAGCCUUCUUGUCUUUCUCUUCCCUGUUAUUAUUGGCAAUAAUUUUUAUUAGUUGCUGUCCCACUGGAUGUUUUUCAUUAGUCACUACUCUACUGGAUGUAAGUAUAAUGUAAUAUACAAAGAUUGAAAGGAGGAAGGGGUAUUGUUAAUUUUACUGUUAGCUGUCUGUACUUUUUGCAUUAGUUACUUGUUCACUUAGCUCCUAUUGGAGAAAAUAGCAGGAAACUUUCAUCAUCAUUAUCAUGUGUGUGAAAUACAUCUUAUUUUUCCCCUUUUUAUUAGUUUUUAUGAUUAGCAAAUGUGGAGUUUCUUGGGUAAAAACAGGACUAAAAUACUUAAAUGAAAAUAAUGUGAAAUGUGCAUUGCAUGAAACUGUAAUACUCGUAACUUGAGAAGAAUUAUUCUGAAUCUCAGUAACAAUGAUGAUCAUAACAGAUGUGUAAGUACAUUGUGAAUAUUCAUACAUAAACAGAUGUGUAAGCAUAUUGUGAAUAUUCGUACAUAAACAGAUGUGUAAGCACAUUGUGAAUAUUCAUACAUAAACAGAUUUGUAAGCACAUUGUGAAUAUUCUUACAUAAACAGAUGUGUAAGCACAUUGUGAAUAUUCGUACAUAAACAGAUGUGUAAGCACAUUGUGAAUAUUCGUACAUAAACAGAUGUAUAAGCACAUUGGGAAUAUUCGUACAUAAACAGAUGCAUAAGCACAUUGUGAAUAUUCAUACAUAAACAGAUGCGUAAGCACAUUGUGAAUAUUCAUGCAUAAACAUGUGUAAGCACAUUGUGAAUAUUCGUACAUAAACAGAUGUGUAAGCACAUUGUGAAUAUUCGUACAUAAACAGAUGUGUAAGCACAUUGUGAAUAUUCGUACAUAAACAGAUGUGUAAGCACAUUGUGAAUAUUCGUACAUAAACAGAUGUGUAAGUGCAUUGUGAAUAUUCGUACAUAAACAUGUGUAAGCACAUUAUGAAUAUUCAUACAUAAACAUGUGUAAGCACAUUAUGAAUAUUCAUACAUAAACAUGUGUAAGCACAUUAUGAAUAUUUGUACAGAAACAGGUGCAUAAGCACAUUGUGAAUAUUCAUACAUAAACAGAUGUGUAAGCACAUUGUGAAUAUUCAUACAUAAAUUAUCUAGUGAAAUGGUACUUGGAUUACACACUUCAUAUCUUAUAAGAUUGAGGUAUUUAGUUUAAUUUGAACUGUAAUAUAUUGCUAACAUCUUAGCACCUUCAGCUUGUCAACUUAAAUGUGUUCAUUGUUGUUUGUUUUGGGACCUUAUAUAUAUAUAUAUAUUAUUUAAUUUUUUGGUCAAUUUAUGGACUUUUAUAAUUGCAGUUCUUCUGUUUCAAAAAUUGCAUUAUAGCCAGUACUAAAAAAUUUCUUGGAAAUCUUUACAUGAAAUUUUAUAUUUUAUUCAAAUAAAUAUAUUUUACAUAUAUUUCAUUCUUUGAAUAUUCUAGUUCAAUGACGUAGUGUGCAUGUAACUUGCAGGAGAAACUCAACAUUAUUAAAGCGAGUUACUACAUGUGCAAUAUUAUUAUUUUUUUAAAUGCAAGAGAUACAACUUUAUAGAAAACACUUGUGUUUUGAUUUAUGACUUAAACUUAAAUAUAAACUAAAGUUGCAUUAAAUUUAGUUAACUUUGUAUAAAGAAUGUUUUUAGUUAGAAAUCAAUAUAUUUAUAUACUACAUUUUUAAGUGAGCACAAAAUGGACUUGUUCUUUUAAAUGAUGUAAUACUUGAAUACAUUUUGUGUCUCUAUUCAAGAAAAAAGAAUAAUAACUGCAAGAGUUUUUAAGUAGUAUUUUUGGUUAGAUUUAUUAAAUUGUUUCGUGUGCAGAGCAGAUGUUUCUUAGUUAAUUCUGUUUAUUGAAAGGCUCCAUCUACAUUAUAAUAGCAGUAACCAGAGAUAUUUGUGAGAUUUCAUUUAGCAAAUCAAGAAGUAACAGGAAUAAGGUUGUGACUUGAAAGGAAAGGAAAUGUUUUAUAUAAAUAUAUUUAUAGCUCAUAAUGUUUUGGAAGGUGAAUAUAUUAAGAAAUAUAUAUUUGUAUACAUAGAAAGUGAAUGUUGUCAUAUUUAUUGAAACAAGUUUACAUAAGAGUAAUUUCUUUGGAGUGAUCAUCAAUUUAAAUUCACACCCAAGAUUAAUAAAGUAUUUAAUAUUUUUUCACUAAAACUUGAAAGAAAAACUUUGGUGGUUUUGUUUAAUACCAGAAUUUGUUUUAACCAGUUUCAGUAUAAAUAUAUAAUAUUGUAUUUUGUGACACCCCUAUUAAUUAAUUGUUAUGUUCAACUUGGUGGAUACAGAUGAGGAAAGAAACAUUUUCUCUGCUCCCUAGAAAGUAAAAACAUGUUAUUAAAAGCUAGUGUCAACUAUAAUCUUAAACCAGAAAAUAAUUAUUCUGUUUAUAGUUAUGGUUCAUAAAUUCUAUAAUGUCCUAUUUUUCUACAAGUUUCAGUUAAGUAUAUGUGAGCAUUCUUUCUCAUGAUGUCUCCGAAAUGUUGUUUAUGCUUCAGUAUUUCAAAUUCCUUGAUUAAAUAAAUUGCAUGUUUUGAUCAAUAAUACAUGAUUAUUCCAUGUGAAAAGCAGAAACUCAUUGUUACCACACAUAAGUUUUUUUAAGAAGGUCAAAUGAUUACUGACUGUGGCAUUUUGUUAUUAUUAUUUAUCUUUGAACUAUAGUCACUCACACACACCAUCAUUAAAUUCAUUCUUGUUAUAUAGAAAAAGAUAAGUGGCCAUUCUAAAUUGUUAUAUAUACCUUCUAUAACAUGUUACAAGUUGUUUAUCCUUCUUAUCUCUUAUUUAAAAACCUGUACCUCACUACCACUAGUUAAAACAUCAUCAUACAAAUAUAUGUUUAACUUGAGAGAUUAAUAUAUAUAAUGUUUGUUAAAUUUAAAACUUUGUUAAAUUCAUUCUAAGACCCUUUUCUGAUCCAAACAAAAAUCUAAGAGUAAAGUUUUGUGGAACACCGUGUAUUACAGCCAGACAUUUCACACAGUCCAUUGUUAAGGUAUCAAACUGUGAAGUGUUUAAUAUAGUGUACACUGGCUAGUACAGCUAGAAAAUUCACAAAUCCCAUUGCUAAGGUACCACACUAUAUAGUGUUUAAUAUAGUGUACACUGGCCAUUAUAGCCAGACAUUGUUAAGGUAUUGCAUUUUGAAGUAUCUAAUAUAGUGUACACUAGCUAUUAUAGCCAGACAGUUCACACAGUAAAUUGUUAAGGUAACAAAGUGUGAAGUGUUUAAUAUAGUGUACACUAGCUAUUAUAGCCAGACAGUUCACACAGUAAAUUGUUAAGGUAUCAAAGUGUGAAGUGUUUAAUAUAGUGUACAUUUCACACAACCUAUUGUUAACGUACCACACCAUGAACUGUUCAAUGACAUAUUAAGUGUUAUAAAACUGCUUUUUGUUUCAACAGUUGUUACUUUGAAAUGUACAGUGUUGUUACAAGUUUUCAGUUUGUGUAGAGUGAGUGAUGCUUUUUUAAAUGUUUUAAAAUGACUAAUUAGUGUUGUUGUGUUUUUU